Paramisgurnus dabryanus is the source of this 10866-nucleotide messenger RNA. RefSeq lists its product as uncharacterized. Gene Ontology annotation, biological process: regulation of transcription by RNA polymerase II. NCBI's taxonomy places the organism in Eukaryota, Metazoa, Chordata, Actinopteri, Cypriniformes, Cobitidae. The record is from RefSeq and is a predicted model, not a curated record. Gene Ontology annotation, molecular function: DNA-binding transcription factor activity, RNA polymerase II-specific; RNA polymerase II transcription regulatory region sequence-specific DNA binding.
GCUUGAUUGAAAAUGAGUGAGGCUGAGACUUUCUGCCCCCCUUUCUUCACUUUUUAUCCUUAACAGAUCAAAGCUAUGCCACAACUGCUAUGAUUGAAGUCUAUUUACCAUGAAAGUGCAAGUUGUUCAUGUCCAGUGUCAGUGAUUUCAUCUAAAAACCUCUGUAUAGAAAGAGAUUGAAGAACAGCGCGCCGGCAUGCCGGUAAGCAUUGCUCUCAGCCUCGGCUAAAUUAACCGUGGCGGUAAUUGUUCAAUCACACAGACCAAAGCUUUAUGUCUGAAGGGUGCAUCGGGGCAGGCUGUUUAGAGCAGGGCUAAGAGUGAGCGUAUGGGUGUCUGGUUACAUUGGGGUCUGUCAAAGCGGGUUUUCUGUGUAUUGUACAAGGGAAACGGCGGACGUGCCUGCACUGGUGGGUGAGGAACGCUGUCCUCCACUGCGACUGACAGCUCUCAGCGAGCGCAGCAAAGUCCACCUGAUGAAAGCAGUUUCUUCCACAGUUUCUGCGUUUUCCUUUUAACAUGUCAUAAGUGGAAUUUAGGGAUCUCAUUUCUUAUGUUUUAAACAGUGUCUCCUUUGAUUUGUUGCUCCUAAUUUCUAUCUUGAAGAAAAUAGCAUCCAUGGGAAAAACACCACGGUGCUGUCAGUUAAUUGUCAGCUCAAGUUUCUAUCAAAUUUGUACUUCUUUGAUGUAUGGGUUAAGCAGUGAUCUGUGUUAACACGUAAACGGUAGACGUCUUAAUUGUCGUUUCGAGUGUUGUGACUACCUAAUGCUUAGCUAAUUUCCUCCGAGAGGCAGAAGUCAAUUUUCACCAUCAUUUGUCUUGUGUUGGAUGCGCUUGAUCAGUCUUAAUUGCACCUGUAAGGUGUCGCAUAACAGGGAUUUCUUUCAAAAGCACAGUUAGUGGAGUUUCAUCGGCUUGCCCCAGAUGCUUUAACCGCCUGUGCUUUUGGUCAGAUUCCCAGGAAAGUUUUCAUAGGCUGGCUCGCACUGGGGCGGAACGGAGAUGAGUGACAGCAUGGGUUGGGCAGACUUGGUGGGGUGCGAGUGAGAAGUGAUUGUGAUGAGUUACUGACACAUCGAUAAGCGCAAUUAUUUUCAUGAGGCAUGCUACAUAAGACAGCUGCAUGUGUUGUUUAACAUUUUUAUUUCUUUUUUGGUGAGGUUUGUGGUUCUCUGCUACUGUUGCUAACUGGUAGGCUUUUGAUGUUUCCUCGGUGUUGCUUUGGAAUGAAGCGUCUGCUAAAUGGUUUAAUAAAUAAAUCAAUUGGUGGAUCAGUAUGCUAACAAGGUCAUGGGUUUUGAAAAGGGAUUUACUGAUACAAGAUUUCUGUGCUGAUUUCGAUAUAUGAUUACUUAAAAUGACAUUUACAGAUACCAGUAGUUUUGCUUUUUACUUCUUGUUUCAAAUUAUUAUGUCAUGAAAUCCUAGAAGUGCAGAGCGUACAAACUGGAAUUUUGCCAUUGUCACCCAAUUCAAAAUAAUCACACAGUAUGAGUAUUGAUUGCUAGACAGGGCUCCAGACUAACUGUUUUCACUAGGAGCACAGUGGCCCCCAACUGAACAUUUUAGGGGCGCAACCAUAAAAUUUAGGGGCACAUACCGUAAAUCAACAUGCUAACCAAAUAUUCAUAUUUCUACUAAGUUAUACACUGUAUUACUAAUAAAUACUUUGAUGAUAGAUGCAGAAAGUACAAUGUGCUGUUUUAAAUUCAGUGUCACAUCACAAAAAAAGGUCAAAUUUACUGGUCGCAGAUGUGCGACUGGAUGUAAAAUUCAGUGGCACACUCUCAAUAUUUGGUGGCAGUAUGGAGCCCUUUAGGAUAGCCUAUAAUCUGCCCGAUUAUCAAUUGUUUUUUAACAAUAGUGUAAAAAAUUAUCUGAUAUAUCGGCCAAAAUAUCGGUGCAUCCGUAGUUUUGAAUACUUGAAAUACACUGAAUGUAAAAUGUAAAUCUAGAAUGCAUUGUGCAUUGCAUCGGAUAAAUGCAUAUGCAAACACCCAUAAAUGUUAAUAUGGCGCGGGUCAAACUUUUACCAAGUUUAUACAUAUAUAUAUACUAUACUGUGUUAUGCUAACUUACAAUGUUUUUUACUUGUAUAUGUCAUGUAAUAAAAAACAUAUAAAACAAAAAUGAAUAUAUCCGGUAUUUUGCAGUGGCGGCUUGUAACUGCUCAUCCGAGGGGCGCAGAUUCAAAAUAAGUGUUCGGAGUGUCAUUUGUUGCUUGCGCUUUCAAAAUAUGUGUUUGUUGCAUCAUGUGUUUUGUCAAAAUAAGUGCCUGCUGUACACGUGUCUAAACCGUUUAUUAUAAAAGAGACGCUCAUGUUCACAAAAUACACGCAAGGCACUCCCUUAACAGUCAACUCUGAUUACACAUGAGAUUAUAAGAGUAUCUGACAAACACGCGCAUCUCUUUUAUCAUAAACAUUUUUGACAUGUCUGCAGAAGGGACCUUUUUUAAGAAGACACGUGAUGCACAUAGGAUCACUCAACACGCAGAACACAUAUUUUGAAAAAAGGAACCACACACAUGACAGGACACAUACAUGAUGUGACGGACUUUGCAUCGAGCGCCCUCGAAAAAGAAGUUACCGGUCGCCACUGGUAUUUUGUCUCUUAAUUACUGAAGUCUCAUAUUUUCUUUUUUUUUAUAUUUUAAAAACAAAUGCAGCUUAAAAUCACAAGAGCCAAAUGUUAAUAGUUCAACUAUGAACAAAAAGUGCAAUUGUAAAUAAUCAGCACAUUUAUUUUUGUAUAUAUAAGUGUAAUGCAGAGCUCUACAACUUAAUUUGUUUAUUACAGUUUAACUUUCAUUAUUGUUACAUUUCAAGUAAACAUAUGCAUGCAAUCACAACAUUUAUACCACGGGUCUGUUGAAUGCUGUAUUCUGAUUGGCUGAAAAAUGUGUUCUGUGGGUAUGUGUUAAUUUCUAAAAACCGCACAUCUAACUUGUCAAAUGUCUUAAAAAUAGGCACCAGAGCAAUGUUUAUGCUAACUGUGGUAUAAGAGGAAUAAUUGAAUCCGGUCCUUUGAAUUAUUUGAAAAUAAUGCACACCCGCGGUGUAACGACACUCCGCGUCGUGCCGCAUUGUACCUUGGGUGUGCAUUAUUUUCUUAUAAUUCAAUGGCCCGUCGUCAAUUAUUCCUUACAUAACCUAGUCUUCUAAUGACUAAAAUUGCACUGCAUGUUUUCUUUUAUAAUAUUUAAAAAAUGUAGGAUAAUAACUUCCUUUCCAAUGUACACGGCAUUCGGACACGACUGUCAGGGUUCGCUCAUUCCAGCAAAGGAACCUUCAAUGUCCGAAUAUUCACCAUAGUAAAAUAAAUAAAUGAAUGCAAAUAAAUAUAUAAUAAACUAUAUACCAAGGGUUACUAAUAAACUUAAACAAAAAAGGAUUCAUGAUUAAUAAUUUUGACCCCGCACACACUUUUUUGAUUGGAACACACUGAUAUACAUCACAUCCGGUCGGCGUGUCGCAUGCGGUGGCUUGAGUAUUUUUUUUGCAUGCAAAGCUUAAAUAAACCAAAGACUCUCCUUCCAGUUUAUUGGCCGUCAUUUGUCGUGUACAGUGAAAAGGCGGCUUUAAAGUAACCACGGUGAUUUUAAACAAGUGCAUAAUAGGGUCCCUUGUUGGCAAACGCUAAUUAACACUAGCUCCGCCUCCCAAAGUUAUGUUAGAAUACUAAAGUUUAAAAAAGCUGAACUCUUAAAAAUGAAGGUGCUUAAAAGGUUCUUCACAGUAAUGCCAUAAAUAACCUUUUUUUUGGUUCCUAUACAAAAAAACAUUUAGUCAAAGGUUUUUUAAAGAACCAUUAUACAGAAAAUGUUCUUCUAUGGCAUCGUGAAGCAUGCUUUAUUUCUAACGGCUAAAGGACAAUAAAUCUUCGACUGUGACUUCAUAUGAUUCAAAGUGCAUGAAAAAUAAUAAUGAUACUAACAAGAGAAACAUCAGAUACAAUUGGUUACUUGUUAUAGUGCUAGAUUUUAAUGAUAUGAUUUUUUUUUAACAGUGAAACAAACUUCUUAUUCAAAAAAAUGAAAUCUCAUUGGAAUCUGCACUUUUUUUUAUAAUGUUUUAUGCAACUCGUCUAAAUGUUUACAUUUACAGUGGCCAUCCAGUUCUUUCAGUCAGAGCAACAAAAUUAUACUCAAUCACAUAAAUUUUGGGCCCGUUCCACUAAGUUUGACAAUUAAAAAGUGUUCAAGUACAGUUCGUCUUAAUUUUGAACAGUAAACGUAUUGUUGUAAAGUUUAAAACCGCUGCGGGAAGGGCGGAGAUGUGCCAGUACCUGCCCGUGCACACCUGUCGACUCUGUGUUCCUCAACAGCACCUUCGCCUUAGAUCAUCUCCUCUUCCUCCACGCAUGAGUUGUGCCUGGCUAGCGUGGAAAAAAUGUGGACCGGCUCUCGCCUUCCUUUUCCCUGACGCUUUGAAGUGUAAAGUGUGAUUGCUUUUGGAUCGCGGCCGUUCUCCUUGAAGGUUUUGACAUGAAAAGCUGCCUGGGCUCUCAGGUUUAUCCCAUUGCAAGUGAUCCAGGACUAAACCAAUCAGCUUAACGCCCGAGAGAUACAAUUACUAAAAGGGGGAAAGGGGCACUAAUGAUACUUAUCUUUAAACUAUAUUUCCUUCUAAUUGAGAAUCACAUUGUUAUCCUAUUUAUAUAUGAAUGCAUGUUGUGGUUAGUUAUCAUAGAUUCACGUGGAGGUCGGUCAGGAAGCCUGACUAGUAUUUUUUUGUUAAAAUGGGAGCUUGGUUUAGGUGAGUUGAAACAUUAGUGAUAAUGGAUCUUGCUCUUUGGACUUGUAAGUGUACAACAACUAUUUUUGUCUGCAAAUUAAAGCACUUUCCCAUGACUCAUGGACACUCAUCCAUCAUGCUUUGCUGUUUCAGGUGUCGUGUAUUCCUGAGUGUCACUCAGAUGAGUAUUAAUGAUAUUAUGGAUUGUUCCCUGUCUCUGUCAUCCGUGAGCCUGUGCUGGCCUAUCCUCAGCAGAAUUUGGCAAUAUCAGAGACUGCGUGGAUUGACUUGAAAUAUUUAAACCUUUUUAAUUUGUAAACAACUCUUGAUUCACUGUUUAAACCUGCUCGCGUCUCAUUGAAGUGUUUUUUCGUUGUAAAUGCAAGAAGCAUUUUCUAUUGCUUCAGAAGUUAUUAACCUUCUAAGUUAUGAGUUAAGAAAACCCAUGGCACACUAUGAAAGUCACCUGCUCAUUUAAAUGCAGGGUAAUGGCACCUCGAGUUAAGAAGCAAAUCAAAUAGCGUGUUAUGUUUAUUGUUUGCAGCCCAGUCUAUUUCCAGUCUUGUUUUUCAGUGAUUCGCUUUAAUUAUGAUUCUGAAUUGAAACAAUUGAGAUGAGUGACUUCACUCUCUGUGGUAUUUUCACGUUCUUGUCUUAUUGUCUACCUCUCUUAAACGCUUUGAGCACAGAAUUGAAAUCUCAGUUUGUCUAAUAUGCAACAGAGACCCAUUUCUCUGCCAAACAUUAUAGUCCUCUGUUGAUACUCUUGUUACAAAUCCUUUUGUGUAUUUAAAUGACUGCACACUAUCUCAUAUAACCGUCAGACUAAAAGAUCAAUAUAAACCUGCAAGAACUGCUGGCGUUGUUCCAUAGUGUCUCCUUCAAUUGUAUGGGAAAAUUGUAAAAUCAGCCUGCAUGGUGCUUGCUAAGGAAAGCAUUUCUAAAACAAGAUACCUUAAUUACAUGCAACUAACCCUAAACCAAACCCUAAUCCUUAAAACAAUUGUGAGAUACCUGGUUGCCUUUUAUUUUCAGUUAAUUUAACAAAAUAAAUAUUAGUUAACAUCUUGUUAACCAUUAUUACUCAGUAUUAAAUGUAUAAUUACACUGUAACAUGGAUACCGUAAACAAUCCUGCCAGUUUGUUGGUGCAAAAAAUGAAUUCAGUAUAAGCCAAGGCAUUUGCAAAUAAUUAUCAUUCUAAAGGAAUGAGGAAAGCAGGUUAGGUCUUAGAUCCCUCAAUGUUUUGACAGAUGUCUGAGGGUUUUUUGUCCUGUUUUGUCCUUGUGGCCUAUGAAGACAGUGACUCACCCAGGCCAGAUCAGCCCAGCUGUGUGCCGUCAAUGUUCGGAUCUGAUCAAAGUUAACGCAGGAUUAACGGUUAGCUGAUGCUGGUGACAGCUCCUGAAUCUCUCUGUAGUCUGAUCUUAUUAACGAAUAGAGCAGGUGAAGAUGAUGGUGAGGUGAAAUGUUGCUGAGAAUUAAGUAGCGUACUUAUGUUUUCAUCUCAUUACGACAGGAAUGCAGAUGUUGGGAUUCUCUAGAUUAAUUUAUGCUAGUUUUAACCAUAUUAAUCAUUUACUCCCUCUAAUUUUUUGUAAAACUGUAUGAGUUUCUAUAUUAUGUUAAAUACAAUAAUAUUAGGUUUUGAUAAAUAAUUGUAAGCACACACUUGACACAGCACCCAUUGAUUUCAAAGUAGAAAAAAAUACUAUGGAAGUCAACUGUGCGGUUAACAUAAUAUAUUAAAAUAUCUUUUUUUGUGUUCAACAGAAUAAAGAAACUCAUACAAGUAGAACAACAUGAGGAGAAGUAAAUAUUGACAACAUUUUUGAUAAAGCUUAUAUUUUUAAGCGUUACCAAAUAUUUAUUUAUUUAUAGUUUUUUCACCUUAAAUUUUUCGCUUAAAGUAAAUAAAAAGUGUUACCAAUUGUUGCAAAGUAAUUUUUUAAGAUUCAACUUUCACUUUGUACCUGGAAGCUGUAUGCACAAUAAAAACCAGACUGAUCUUAUGGAAAGUUGUGUUUUAGUCACGCAAAAUUUGAUCAAUUUAUUCGUGUCCAUGCCGCGAAAUUCUUGAGCACCAAUGUUUUUUUCGUGACGAAUUUCUAGUUUUUUGUGUCAUUUUAUGUAUCGUUUUCUCCUAUUUUCUUACCAUUGUCGCUUGGGGUUGGGGUUAGAAUCGCUUUGUUAAAUUUUUAGACAUCCAAACCCCAACCCCAACUCCAGGCGAGAAUAGUUUUAAAAGCGAAAGAAAAACAUUUAGAAACCAAGUACAUCCUAACCCAAACCCCAAAUCUAACCCCAAGCGACAAUGAUUCAAAAAAAUGAGAAAACAAUACAUAAAAAGACACGAAAAAGAAAGUGGUGCCACGGACACGAAAAACUAUUUAUAGAAAUUUGUGCGAGUGUCACGACAAAGACAUUCGUGAUCAAGGCACGGAAAAAGCUGAAUUUCGCGCCAUGGACACGAAUACAUUGAUCAAAUUUUGAGUGACUAUAGACGGUUUCAUCUGACGUACGUGCGGUGACGCAAUACGCGUCUGGUCCGAACUUUACUUCCGUUUUCAGUUUUUUUUAAUGGUUUUAACUAGGCUAAACUGAACUCUUAAACAAAUACCUUGUCGAAAAUAACAAAUGUUUUGGUCUCCUAGGUAAUUGUGUGGUUUAUUUUGCUUGUUAUAUAAAUUAACUUAGUUUAAAAUACUUUCUUGUUAGUUAUUCUUAGUGAAGUUUACCUGAAGUGUGGACCAAGAAAGCGGCUUGUUUAUGUUGUUACUGCUGAAACUGUCUAUAACACGACUUUCCAUGAGAUCAUGUUUUUUAAAUGUAACAUUUUUUUUAAGGUAGCAUUAGCCGUUAGCUUUUUACUGGAGAAGUUAAACUUUGUUAAAAAAACGCAAUUCUGUUAAAGCAUCUGUAGUUGUUACUGAAAUGAAUGAUUAUCAAUCAUCUGCUAACCUCCUCUUGAAACAUCGUUGUGUUUUGACCUCAAUGCUAAUCAAUUCUUUACAAUGUCCUACCAUCUGUUUUAAGUUUGUAUAAUUCAUUGCCACAAUAUAUGUUUAUAAAACACAAUUUCUCCAACCUGUUGAAGUUAAUAGCUUGACAUUCCUCUCAAAGCGCAGUUCGGUCUUAGUCGGGAAAGUGAUCUGUUUUCAAAGGCCAGAGAUCCGUGACCCAAAUCUAUUGUUGGUGAACUCUGUCCAGAGCUCACAACUAAACAAUACAGCUUGUUUGGACAGGUGAUCUUAUUCCUGAUGUGAAGAAGGCUUCGAGUGAGAUAACAGGCUUAGGCAUCUAUUGGAACAAAGGUAUCGGUUUUAAUCCGACAUGCAGCAGAAUUCCCAGUCGGCACACAUCCUCUAUUUUAAACGCAAAGACGAUGUUGAUUAUGAAAACUCAUCAAAGGAUUUUUCAUUCAGUCGUGUUGUAUCGCAAAUGAAUGUCAUGCAAACAUCCAAAUGCCGCGAAUGGGCUUGUAAAUGAAUGUCAAUUAUGUGGCCCAAUUAGUGUGAUGUGUUUACUGUGUAAACAGAGGCUGUUUGUUUGCGCUCUCCGCAGAUUUUAGCCGAAGCUCUGUUUGUGUUGGGUGUUUCUUAUUGAACGUUUCUCAGCUGCGAAACCUUUUGAUUCUCCCUUAAUGAUUUAAUAUCCAUCUGUUUUAUCAGUGCGUUUUAAUGACUUGCAGACGAUUAUAACAGCAGCAAAAUGAAAGCGCACUAACAGGUCUCGCCGGUGUUCGUACGUGUCUCUGGAAGCGUCUCCGGCUUUCGCCAUAUCUUCUCGCCACACUCCAAUUCCAAACGUCUGGUUUGUCAUAUUAAUAAGCGAAUGCUGAAGAGUGUCUGAACUUGCCUAUGGAACAUUUCAGUAAGACGGGCCUUUCUUUACCCCUCCCCAAAUAGAAAUGGGGGAUGUUACUCAUUUGCUCCUUCAGAGCGGCCGAGGUGUAGAUUAGAAGGCAUUAGGUGUCACUAUGGACAACUGCUGAAGAGUGAUGCUGUAAGAAGCCUCUCUCAAAUGAACCGUGGAGUCUGUGGUCCAUUAUGAUUGGGUGCUUUCUUCAAACCCGUCUCUGUUUUACUUGGAUGAGGUGAGUCACGUGACUUGGUGAGAGGGUGGGACGCCCAUGAAAGUGGAACUCACACCUGACUCAGGUGAGAAAAGCUGUCUGUACUGUGGAGCAUCAUACAGUAAGGUCUCAUGCCCUGCACCUUUGGACAAUUCUGGUAUAGUAGGUUCUCCUAACAGGAUCUCUUCCAUUUUUUUAAUAACUCAUCACCUUAAGAAGGAUCGGUUGGAAAAGCUUUGUACAUGCAGAAUUGAACAUUCACGUUUCCUCUGUCAACUUUCGAUAUUGAUCUACUGCUAAAGUUUAUCCAGUAUCUUCAUUGAAGGACCUUUGCCGAACCUAGGCCAUGUUUGGCACUGGGCAUCUGGUGUCUCCUCUAUCUCCGGCAUUCCUCCACUCUUCGGCUGCACAAUUCUUCCCAGCCUUUCCCGGCAGGUUAGGUUCACCGCAGAUCCUCAUCCCCGGACCUCUGAUCAGCUAUGAACUUCUGCGCAGCUACCUGCAGCCUGAACCCUGCAAGCAGGCUCUGCUAAUGGCCUCUCAGUCCUCAGGGCACCAUGCUGAAAAUAUUGAUGAACCCCGGCCAGUGAAGCAGCGGCGAGCUCGGGCCAACUACAGCAGCUGGCAGCUGGAGGAACUGGAGAAGGCCUUUGAGAGCACACACUACCCCGAUGUCUUCAUGAGAGAAGCACUGGCUCUUAGACUGGACCUGAUUGAGGCCAGAGUGCAGGUGUGGUUCCAAAACCGCAGGGCUAAAAUGCGCAGACAGAUGAAACUCCAAAGCCAGCCAGGUGAGCAGUGUUGCAGGCGUGACGGUGACAACAGACAGGCUGAUUCGUCCAGCAGAAAUCCCAGAGCUCCAGAUCUCCGCAGCAGCAGUCCAUGCUGGGAAAGGAAACAGGACAGUGGAAGCCCCAUUUGGCCCAAACCCACCUCAUCAGGUAUCCACAGCCCCGUGAGCAACAUGCUUCAGGGUGCUGGAGAUCAGGACGGGUCAGAGGUGUCUAGUCCUGAGGACUUCCGCUGCUGUAGCAUUGCCAAGCUGAGGGCGAAGGCCAGGGAUUAUGAAGCAGAGAUCCACAGCACUGUGGCCAAAGCAAGCAGAGAGAGGAAGCUGAAGACACAAGGAUCUGCCAGAGUUCUGGACAAAGACUAAGCAGAUGUGCCAGUGUCCAAACUCGUUCAUUAAUCCAGGAUCACACGGGACAAGAGGACAAAUCACAUUAAAUAUAUAAUUUAUGGUCACUUUGACAUUAUUUUACCCAAAUAUACUUUCAGGACUGAAAAAAGUAAAACGCUAAUAGAUUUGUAUUGUAGUUUAUACUCUUGAUCUUCAAAAUGUCAUUUUUUAUUUGUGAAGCCAAUAUGUCCUGUAAGUCUUUUAGUCCUAUAUUGUAUUUGUUGGGUGCAAGUAUGAUGUAAAUAUUGUGAUUACUUUAUGCAGACAUUUUGUAAUGUUUUAAAUAACAUUUUAGUAAUUUGUAUGUAAAAUCAAGUAUCUGUAUUAUUUUUUAUACUGUAAAAAUAUUAUCGAAUCACUUAAUAAUGGCCUUCAUGUGGUAGCAUCUAAAGCUGUUUUUACUGAAGUCAAAAUAUCAUUUAAUAUAAUAGCUAUUUCAUGUAACAACUGCACAUUUUUACUUUUUACAGUGUUCAUUAUAUUUCGUAUGUUUAUAGCAUUUAUAUCUUAAAAAAAUACUUGUGCAAAGCCAUAUAUUUUUAAGUUUUCUGCCUCAAUGUAUAUAUACAAAGAUAAAAAUUUCUAAAUGUUUGCUGAAAAUGUUUUAAAGUAAAAGUCUAUUGGCUAGUAAACACUCAAAGAGGAAACACUUGAUGAUGUCAUUGAUGGCCGUCUCUUCUCAGCUAUCCUGUUACUCUCUGUGGAAACACAGGAUGUCUGCAAGCUGCCACAAGUCCUCGAUAAACAAAGGAAAUGGCAGAAAAGUGCCUGCCCUUUUGACAAAUGUGCUCUUUAAAGACUGCACAACACUAAAUGUAUAUUUUAACAACAGUUGAUUGUGCAAAUGAUAAAUCGGAUGAAUUUGUAUUAUUG